This is a messenger RNA of Haliotis rufescens (red abalone), 1442 nucleotides long. RefSeq names its product galactoside alpha-(1,2)-fucosyltransferase 2-like. Gene Ontology annotation, molecular function: galactoside 2-alpha-L-fucosyltransferase activity. NCBI's taxonomy places the organism in Eukaryota, Metazoa, Mollusca, Gastropoda, Lepetellida, Haliotidae. The transcript has 2 exons. Gene Ontology annotation, cellular component: membrane. The record is from RefSeq and is a predicted model, not a curated record. Bases 189 to 1331 code for a protein of 380 amino acids. Gene Ontology annotation, biological process: carbohydrate metabolic process.
GAGACCGCAGGGGGUAGGGGCUGAGGGACGGGGGAGGGGCUGAGGGAAGAAAUAUCCUCAAGGGGGUCGGCAUUAAGCACAAAGUAAAAUAUUACGUUCACAACUUCACUUGAGCUCAAACAUCCCCAUUUCUCAGUGUGACGUGGGUUCAUGCGGUGUGAUACAACGACGACACUCCGCGGGGCAUCAUGGGGUGGACGUGGUGCCUGAAACACAAGCCAACUUUGAAUGUAUUUCUCUUCGUCCUGCUGCCUCUGACGACUGUCUGCAUCUAUGUCCUGCUGUCCAGUGAGACCUUGCUAUAUUCCCAGAGUCAGCAGAAGGAGAUCUUUGAUCCUGAAAGGACCGCCAUCGUCAACGCCAUCGUCAACGUCAUCGCAGUUGACUUGAGUACCACCAACGCCAACAACAACAUCCACACCAUCCCUGCUGCAUCAAUACCCACGAGGUCCCAACUCGUCUCGACCUGUAAGGACCCCUUUCUCAGCGAAUUUAAAAGAGGUAAAAUCUACCUGUGCAACAGAGUGUUCGGCGGGCUGGGGAACCAGAUGUUCUCCUACGCAUCUGCCUAUGCCAUUGCAAAACGCAACAACAGAAUAGUUGUCACAGAAAAAUCGCGUUCCUUAAAUAGAGUAUUCAGCCUGAAAGCUGAAUUGGUCGACAAUUUCUGCGUAUGUGAUGGGGCUAGGAACGCUGGGCCGAGAUGGAGCUGCCGGUUUGAUGAAAGUUUCUUCAACAAAUCUUUAACCCAAGGGGUCAACUUCGGUGUAAACACAUAUUUACAGUCUUGGAUGUACUUCCGGCACGUGGAGGCCGACAUCCGGCGGCAGUUCACCUUCAGUGACUCCUAUAGGAAGGCCGCAAGGGAGAUAAUCCAGAAGACACUAUCCGCAGGAGGGUGGGAGUCAGCGACUGUUAUAGCUGUUCACAUCCGAAGAGGGGACAUCACAAAAGUUCCUCGAUUCAUCAAUCAUGGAUACAGAGUCCCAACGGAAAACUACUUCUAUAAGGCGUUUGACUACUUCCGUAAGAAAGUAUCGAAUCCCGUGUUUUUUCUUUUCUCGGACAAUUUCCCAUGGACGAAGAGUCACUUGAACGGAAGUGACGUCAUCUACAUGGAAGGUCACAAUGCUACGACAGAUAUGGCGUUGAUGACACAGUGUACUCACACCAUCAUGUCAGUCGGGACGUUUGGUUGGUGGGCCGCAUACUUGGCAGGAGGAACCACCAUAUAUUACCGACAUCCGGCCCGAAACGGAAGUUCUCUCAGAACCGCUUUCUCGAAAGACUACUCUGAUUUUUUCAUGCCUCAGUGGAUUGGGAUGGAAUAGUUAGAUGAAAUUGAGGAUUUCUGAAGGCAUGUCCAUAGUUGUUUUUGAUUGAUAUGUAUGUUAUGGCAGACAUUUGGAAAGUGAAUUCGGAAUAAAGAAAUCAGUGCGAAA